UACAGCUUUUAGUAGCAAUGUAAGGUGGUUUGUGUUGGUUUUUUUUCUCUUGGCAGGCUCAUCCUCAUGGUAAAAAUCCAUCUGGUUUCUGUUCCAUUUUACAUUCUGUUGUGCUGGCUGACAGGGAAGCCAGUGGUGUGAUAAGAGUUUCACUGUGUACUGAUCAAGUAAAGGUGUUGUUAAAUGCAGAACACAAGGGACAUGAUUGUCUCAAAUUUGAUCCCCAUUUUUAAAUCAAGGGCAAUUACUGUGAUCUGUGGAUUUAGCAAUGACUCUACUUCAGCCUUUCAGUGCCUUGAUACUUUGGAUUUCCCUGCUGAUGGUAACAAGUUCAGUUAACCCAGAUAAACCUGAAGAGAAAAUUUAUUCCUGCCCAGUAAUUCAGUGCAGUGCUCCUGCAGUCCAUGGCUUGCCAGGCAGAGAUGGAAGAGAUGGUCCCAAAGGUGAAAAGGGAGAGCCAGGAGAAGGACUGAGAGGUCUACAUGGUUUCCCUGGAAAAAUGGGACCUCCAGGAAUAAAAGGAGAUUUAGGACCACAAGGAGAGAAAGGAGAAAAAGGAGAAUGUGAAGGUGUAGUAAGCAAUGACCUGCAGAGACAAGUAACUGCUUUGGAAAUGAAAGUACAGGCUUUGGAGAAUGAACUAAACAGAUACAAAAGAGUUUUGAUUUUAAAGAACACCAGGAGUAUUGGUAAAAAAAUAUUUGUCUCAACUGACAGAGAAGAAACUUUUGCCAAUGGAAAAUCCCUUUGUGGAAAAGCUGGAGGUUCCCUUGCCUCUCCUGUGAAUGAGGCUGAGAAUACAGCUUUAAAAGACUUAAUAACACCUUCAAAGCAGGCUUAUAUUGGGAUAUCUGAUGAACAGACUGAAGGCAGGUUUGACUAUCUGACUGGAGGGACUGUAACUUACACAAACUGGAAAGCUGGAGAACCAAAUAAUCUAAAAAAUGAAGAUUGUGCAGUAAUACAAGACUCUGGGAAGUGGAAUGACCUGAGUUGUUCAAGUUCACGUGCCUUAAUUAUUUGUGAACUCUUGAGCUGAUGAACUGAAGAAAACCCCAAGAUUUUGCUCUCAGUUACGUGGCUGAUGUAGAAGUUUGUUCCCAUAAGGGUGGCCUGUAUUAACCAGAACCUGAGUGGAUUUAUGAUUGUUUUCUCUUUCAGUUUUGAAUCUCAGAAUAAAAAAAGACUUAAUUUUUCAUUGA
This is a messenger RNA of Calypte anna (Anna's hummingbird), 1202 nucleotides long. RefSeq names its product surfactant protein D (gene SFTPD). Lineage: Eukaryota; Metazoa; Chordata; Aves; Apodiformes; Trochilidae. Gene Ontology annotation, cellular component: multivesicular body; rough endoplasmic reticulum. The coding region runs from base 269 to 1039 and encodes 256 amino acids. The record is from RefSeq and is a predicted model, not a curated record. Gene Ontology annotation, biological process: surfactant homeostasis; positive regulation of phagocytosis. The transcript has 6 exons.